This is a messenger RNA of Cryptosporidium ubiquitum, 1209 nucleotides long. RefSeq lists its product as uncharacterized. The transcript has 2 exons. NCBI's taxonomy places the organism in Eukaryota, Apicomplexa, Conoidasida, Eucoccidiorida, Cryptosporidiidae. The record is from RefSeq and is a predicted model, not a curated record. The coding region runs from base 1 to 1209 and encodes 402 amino acids.
AUGCUGAUAAUUUCCUGGGGAGUAAUAAUUUAUCUAUACAUCCAAGAAUUUCCAUACAAAAAUCAUGUAAAAAGUUUUUUCCUGGAAAGCCAACCUCAAAUCGACUAUUCAGAAUGCAAUUUGAAUUUUGAUGGAAAUUUAAAUCAUUUAAAGUUGAAAAAUGCAACAAAACAAAGUAAAGAAACAACAAAAGAGAUUUGUUUAAGCGAUGAACAAAUUCGAAUUUUUAACUUAACAAAAAAUUUGAGGCCUAGGCUAAGCACAAACUAUUCAGGUUACAAAGGACCUUGGAUAGAGGAUGGAGUUUUUUGUAAUUGGAUUGAACAAUAUUCAAAAGGAGAAAUCAAGAAAUGCAAUGUAUCUGAACCAAUUCCUCUGGUAUAUGUACCCAUAUUUUGGACAUCAAUACAAAGAAACAAGGUGGACUUAAAUGUAAAAAAAGGAUGGCAAAUCGAAGCUCAAAAUGUGUUAAAUUCACUAAAUAAUGAAACAUUGUAUUUUACAGUACUUCAGGAUGCAGAAGGAUUUAAAAAGUCAAAUUUGAAAUUUAAAUCUAUGUCCAAUUUAAUUGUAUUUAAUGCUGGAGGUGCUACAACUGGAUUUAAACAAAUUCCUAUUCCACUUAUUAAAGGAGAACUUCAAUAUGAAGGAUUAGACGCAAAAAAGGAUAUCUGGUUAUCUUCAACUAUAGUCAAAACACGUUUUCCUGUCAGGAAGAAAUUAUUUGAGACUUUUAAAUUUUAUAAUGUAACUGAUGAAAUGUUAGACAAAAUGAUCUCUUUUGAGACUUUUAGAAAUAACACAAACCAAUUUAUUCAUUACCAAGGAGAUAGGUUUAAACAAGUAAUUCAACGCUCUAUUUUUCACUUGUGUCCAAGAGGCUUUGGAAGAACUUCCUUUAGACUUUAUGAAGCAAUUCAACUUGGUACUAUUCCAAUAUAUAUUUGGGAUGACGUAAAUUGGAUUCCAUAUGGAAAUUUGAUGGAAAGGAUUGGGGUAAUUAUUCAUGUUUCACAAAUUGGUGAUUUGUUUGACAUUUUGAAUACAUUUAGCAAGGAUGAAUUGGAAUUCAAAUUUCAACAAAUCAAGAAAUACAAACAUUGGUUCACUUAUUUAGGAAUUACAAAGUAUAUAUUAAAAGUAAUUCAAAGACUUCCUCCUGAUACUAUUUUAAAGCAAAAUAUAGAAAUUCAGUAUUUAAAUUUAUAG